GUGUUCUUAAUCAUCACUCGGAGAUGGCGACUCCCCAGUUCAACCUCAGUGUCCUCGUGUGUGCCUUGCUCACUUGCUCUGUGACUGCUUAUCCCAAUGGAAGAGUAGCAAGGUCCUGUGCUGGGAUGAUCCCCCAGCAUAACCACAGCCCUCAGUCUGAUCCUGUUCACAAAAUCACAGUGAGUCAGAUGAAGUUCAAACCUGGAGACCAGAUCAAAGUUACUUUAUCAGGACAGCCAUUUAGAGGCUUUCUUUUAGAAGCCCGGGACGCUGAGGAUUUGAGCGGCCCUCCUAUUGGCACCUUUACCUUGAUUGACAGCGACUCGUCACAGAUUCUGACCUGUGAAGAUGUACAGGGAUUCGCUGUGAGUCAUACAAGUUCAUCCAUAAAGACAGAAAUUAAAGUCUACUGGAAUGCUCCAAGCAGUGCCCCGGAUCACGUCCAGUUUCUAGCCACAGUUGUUCAGAAAUAUAAAAUCUACUGGGUGAAGAUUCCUGGUCCCGUAAUUUCCCAGCCGAGUGCUCCUCCCUUUACGACGCCUGAAGCUACAACACAGCCUUUGACAAUGGCCCCUUCUGUCUCGCACUUAACCAAACCAUUCAGUGCCUCCGAGUGUGGGAACAAGAAGUUCUGCGUCAGGAGUCCUUUGAACUGUGACCCAGAGAAUGAGCCUGCCUGCGUCUUCUUGUCCUUCGCCAGAGAAAACCAGUCAGUGACGGUUGAAAUGAGCGGACCCAGUGAUGGCUACGUGUCCUUUGCAUUUUCUCAUGACCAAUGGAUGGGUGACGAUGACGCUUACUUGUGUAUUUAUGAGGACCAGACAGUGUAUAUACAGCCUUCCUACUUGACAGGGAGAAGUUAUCCUGUGAUGGACUCCAGGGGGACUCUUGAGGAUAUGGCUUGGAGGCUGGCAGACGGCGUCAUACAGUGUUCAUUCAGAAGAAACAUCACCCUUCCUGAGGCUAAGAACAGAUUCGUGCUGAAUGAAAGCUACUACAUAUUCUAUGCAGAAGGCGCGGCCCACGACGGCCGAAUAUUUAGGCACUCUCAGCAACCUUUGAUAACGUACGAAAAAUACAACGUGACAGGCACCCCACAGAACGUAGGAGGGUCCCGCUCUUCGGCCCUUUUGAAGGCUCAUGGUGCCUUAAUGUUUGUGGCAUGGAUGACCACAGUGAGCACAGGAGUCCUGGUUGCCCGGUUCUUCAGAUCUGUUUGGUCAAAAGCUUUCUUCCUCGGGCAAGCAGCUUGGUUUCAGGUGCACCGGAUGCUCAUGCUCGCUACCUCCAUGCUCACCUGCGUGGCUUUUGUUUUGCCUUUUGUGUACCGAGGAGGCUGGAGUCGGCGCGCAGGCUACCACCCGUACCUCGGUUGUAUAGUGAUGACCUUAGCUGUCCUUCAGCCUCUGCUGGCAACCUUCAGACCACCUCUACACGACCCAAGGAGGCAAGUGUUUAACUGGACUCACUGGAGUGUGGGGACAGCUGCUAGAAUAAUAGCAGUGGCAGCAAUGUUCCUAGGAAUGGAUUUACCAGGACUGGAUCUCCCCAGUCCACAGAAGACCUACGCAAUGAUGGGGUUUGUGGUGUGGCACAUCGGGACUGAGGUCAUUCUGGAGAUACAUGCUUACCUGCUCUCUAGAAAAGUUGAAAUACUGGAUGACGAUAGAAUUCAGAUCCUUCAGUCACUAACCGUUGCUGAAGCGGAGGGUCAUGUUUUUAAGAAGGUGGUGUUGGCGGUUUACAUAUGUGGGAACGUGACUUUUCUCAUGAUAUUCUUGUCUGCAAUCAGCCAUGUUUGAGCACGAAAAGACUUGUUUUUUUGUGGGUCAUGAUGAUCAUCAAAAUGAGGAGAGACCUGAGGCGUGUACUGACCACCUGGAGCACAUACUGACUCAGAAGACCCCUGGGCAUCGCUCUAGAGGAAUUCUGAAGUCUGGUUUUCUUGGUUCACAUUCGAGUGGGCUAUAAGACACAUGCAUUGAUAUCAAUCAAGGCUUUAUCCGUAAUUCUGCAUCGUGAAGGGAACAGUGUACCUGAGAUGACCUGACUCUAAAUGUCCCACGCCAGAUUUAAAACAGGAAACUGGAAAGGAAGAUAGCAAGUGAAGACAAUUAUCUCAGGCGAAGAAUAAGUGGAGAUUGUAUCUUUGGAAAUGAGACAGGUUUUGUGUAGCCCAGGCUGGCUUCUAACUGAUUGUAUAACCAAAGAAACCCGGAACCUGUGAUCUUCCUGCCUGUGCUUCCUGGGUGGCGGGAUUACAGGUGUGCACCACUCUAUCUGGUUUUAAGGGAACUGUAAUUUUCAUGCUGCUGCUGCUGUGGUACUUUAAAGAAUACAUUUAUGUUGACUAGUUUAUUUUAGAGAUUUUAUCUUAGAUUUUUUAAAAAAAAUUGCUACAUUUUGUUUUUACGCAUACACACAUAGAUACACACACAGAUACACACACACACACACACACACACACACACACACACACACACACACAAACAAAUAAAACCUACAAGAAAAAA
Molecule: messenger RNA, 2513 nt
Organism: Rattus rattus (black rat)
Lineage: Eukaryota; Metazoa; Chordata; Mammalia; Rodentia; Muridae
Gene: Frrs1
Product: ferric chelate reductase 1
Exons: 15
Coding region: 24-1802 (592 amino acids)
Molecular function (GO): oxidoreductase activity, acting on metal ions
Source: RefSeq, a predicted model, not a curated record